AUGAAUAACAAUAAUAGAAUUACAAAUGAUAGUAUUGAAUAAAAUAGAGUGGAGUGUUCAAAAAAUGGAUAAAAUCAAAUAGAAGUAAUAUUUGUAAUUAAUUAAUUUAAUAGUCUUCAUUCAAUAAAAUCUAAAAUCAAAACAUUUUAUAAUCAUAAUCAAAUUAAAAAAUAUAAUCAUUCAAUAAUAAAUCAUUUAUCUAUCAAUUAAUUCCAGAAUAUUCUAUUUUAUAAAAGGAAAUCUGUUAUUCAAUAGCUAUUAAUCAUGAUUGUUCAAUAUUUUUGGUUGGAUGUGAUAGUUAAAUAAAAGUAUUUGAAUUUAAGUAAGGAAUGAUUAAACAAACUUAAAUUUUAAGUAAACAUAAGUAUUUUGUAUAUACUCUAAACUUUAUGAAUAAAUCUAAUUAAUUUAUAUCUGGGAGUGCUGAUAAAUCAAUAAUUAUAUGGUAAACAAAUUAAAAAAAUUAAUGGAUUCCCUAAUAGAUAUUAAAUGGACAUAGUAGUAUUAUCUAUUGUUUAAUAUUAAAUAAUAAUGAAGAUUUAAUUAUAACAGGAAGUAGUGAUAACACUAUUAAAUUUUGGAUGAAAAUGAAUAUAUGGACAUGUUAAUAGACAAUUAAAGAUCAUUCUUUUAGUGUAUUUGGAUUAAGUGUUAAUUCAUAAUAAAAUAAAGUUAUAUCUUGUGGUUAUGAUAAAUUAAUCUUAAUUAUGGAACAAUAAGGAAUGAAUAAAGAAUGGAUUGUAAUAUAAAAGAUUACAGUUGAAUAAUUUAAUUAUCGAGUAUGCUUUAUUGAUAAUAAUAUGUUCACAUUAUCAUAAUAUUCCAAAGAAUACAUAUCUGUUUAUGAGAUGAACAGAAUCAAUCAAUAAUUUACAAAGAUUAGUGAUAUUGAGGUAAAAUGUGGAUCAGAUACUAAUUGCUUAUUUCCUUAAUAAUACAUAAAUUCGAAAUGUAUUCUUGUAAGUAAGAAUGGUCAAUAUGUCAAUUUAAUAAGAAAAAAAAUAAAUGGAGAGUUUUUAAAUCAAUAAUCUAUUCAUUUUAAUACUUUUGAUUUAUUUGGAAGAAUGAGUGAUGAUGGAUAGUAUUUAAUAACUUGGGAUGAUAAAUCAAAUUAAAUAUAAAUCAGAAAAUAUAAAGAAUAAUGA
Molecule: messenger RNA, 1145 nt
Organism: Paramecium pentaurelia
Lineage: Eukaryota; Ciliophora; Oligohymenophorea; Peniculida; Parameciidae
Source: the annotation of a GenBank genome assembly